This is a messenger RNA of Argentina anserina (silverweed cinquefoil), 1154 nucleotides long. RefSeq names its product putative pentatricopeptide repeat-containing protein At5g36300. Gene Ontology annotation, molecular function: protein binding. Lineage: Eukaryota; Viridiplantae; Streptophyta; Magnoliopsida; Rosales; Rosaceae. The record is from RefSeq and is a predicted model, not a curated record.
AUGGCUGGAGGUGAAGAAAGUUUAUGCAGAAUCAGGGAAAAAAAUCUAAGGACAUUGGGGGGUUUCCAGAAGGUGGGGGUUUGGUAUUCCUUGUACACUUGGGAAUUUAACAUUUAUGGGAGCAGAGAUGAAGCGAAAAGGUCUCGACUGAGCUCAUUUGUAUAUAGUAAGGUCAGUCUUUAUAGGGACAAUGGGAUGUGGAAGAAAGCAAUGGACAUUGUCGAAGAGAAGAGAGAAAUGGGGAUGACAUUGGACAAACAGAUUUACAACAGCAUUAUUGAUACAUUUGGGAAAAAUGGUGAGCUUGAUGAGGCACAGGAAGUCUCUGGGAAAAUGAAACAAGAAGGUGUAGAGCCUGAUAUGACCUUUAGUUCGUUGAUACGGUGGCACUGUAAGUCUGGGUUGAUAAAGAUGGCCCUCGAGUUGUUUACUGAGAUGCAAGAACAAGGAUUAUAUCCUGAUCCCAAAGGGAAGUGGGAUAUGAUACAGAGGACGUUUGAGAAAAUGAGAAGCCGAGGGCAUAAAAAAAAAGUGGGACUAUUUUAUGCUGUUCUGGUUGACAUUUAUGGGCGUCGAUACGGAAAAUUUCAGGAUGCAGAAGAGUGUACAGUCAAAGUCUUUCAGCUUAUGGAAGUGGAGGGAAUCGAACCAAAUGUGAUAAUGUUGAAUGUCUUGAUUAAUGCAUUUGGUAUUGCUGGUAGACAUUUAGAAACUAUGUCCAUAUAUCACCAUAUAAAAGAAAGUGGUUUAAGCCCUGAUGUAGUUACUUAUACUACCCUUAUGAAGGCGUUUAUUCGCAAGUACGAUAAGGUUCCUGAGAUAUACAUGGAUAUGGAACGUGCUGGAUGCACACCUGAUAAGAAGGCUAGGCAGAUGUUAGAAGUCGCUUCAUUGGUCCUCCAACAGAGGAAUUGAAAGUGUUCAAACGGUUUGAAGAGAGUUGGUGAUCAAUUUGCUCAUGUACUACCGUACUGGUAUAUUGGAUACCACUGUUACAUAGUCCACUCCAUAUUAUUGUUCGCUAAGGUGAGCUUUCUUUCUUCUCUGCCUAUGAUGUUUUGAGCUUUAAUGGCAUGACCUUAUAUCUUAUUGAACCUGAUUGUAAUUAGAAACUGAUGUUCACAGGUUGUCUGACAUGGCUGUUGAAUCACUCU